AUGCACGGACCGAGAAGGUGGUUUCGGCUUUCAAAUAUUUGGGAGUUGUUCUUCCGACUGAACAACUACCAUCAGACUGGAAUCAGUCUCUCCCGUGUCCACUUCCGUACCGACGCAUCCCAAUGGAGAUCAACACGAUUCGGAUGCCAACGACGUAAAGGUGCGGGUCACUGGAUUCACGUCGGCGAGAUGGACCCGCAAGCUGGCCGUUUAGGUCUGCUCGGAGCUUUGCCGCUGGAUCUGCUGGUGCCCAUCCUCUCGCACCUGCGGCAUCGGGUGCGCGACCUAGCAGCAUGCGCGCUCGUAUGUCGCCUCUUUGGUCAGAUUGCCACACCGCUGUUGUACGAGCGUCUCUUUUUGCGCGACCAAACACGCCUCAAGUUGGUUUUCGCCUGCCUGGGAAGCAAUAAGGAUCUUUGUCGGCUGGUCAAAGUCGUCGAGUUGCGGGUGUUUCCAUUCGGUCUCGAUGCGGAACGGCUAGAAAGACUCGAGAUUGAUAUCGAAGCGAUGUUUCGGAACGCAAUCAACCUGGAAGAGCUGGUCUGGACACGAGCCGGAAGCCUCAACGAUCGACUAUUACCGACGCUGCUCAGCGGGUCGCGGAAGUUGCGAAAACUCGAGCUAGCAGGUGAUGCGCGAUUAUGGACAACAUCGACGCUCUCCAGGUAUAUCCCACUCAGCGUGCAAGGUCUCAGCCUGAUCCUUCCGGAGAAGGCGACGUUGAGGGGAUUGGUCGAUAUAGCUGCUAAGCUUUUGGAAGGCUCUGCAGACGCAAAGAUGCUUGCGUCUCGUUUGGAUACGCUGCACAUGGACGAUGACGAUCUGAAAGAAGAGACGGGUCUUCGGAGCCUGAGCAUACUGUGUCAGCAUUCGCCACAUCUAACCGAUGCGAUAUUGAUGGCUUUAGCUCCGCACCUCAAGCGACUACGGCGGCUUUCGCUGGCCGGCUGCCGAGCAGUGACGGGGCGUGGCAUCGAGUCCAUCCUUCGUUGUGCAUCGGAAGGCGGGCAUGGCGUCAAUGACCUUGCGAUGGAGGGUCUCAAUAUCCAGGCGCAUGACGUGGCUCUCUUGCACCCCUUUGCGUCGUCGUUACGGCUGCUUUCGUUGACUUACCCUAGGUCGGCCUCGUCCUCGGGAUCGCGAUCGCUACCCGCGUCUUCGAUAAGCGACUUUUAUGCCAAUUUUGCCAAGCUUAUCGAGAUGGCCGGGGACCUGGAAGAGCUGACGCACUAUGCCGGCUCUGGCUCAAGGCCGGCGAUGGACGGCGGUCAUGAGGGCGACGACGAUGGUCUCGUGGACCUGGACGAAUUGGAUGAUGACGAGUCUGACUACGACGAAGCGGGAGAAUACGUGCAGGCAGUGCGCACCGAUGCGAACGGGAAUGACAAUGCCGCGCGGGUCUCCAGUGACUGGAUCCGGCGCUUCUCUGGACCGCCACCGGAAGGAAGUGUGCGAUACGGGCAACCAAGGACGUCUUUGCCUCCGAGCAAUCUGCCACUGUUGCCGACUGCGUUCCUGUCGCGACUUGUCUCGAGUCGAGGCAGUCAGCUAACAAAGCUGCGACUACACGGCAUUGGACUGUCGCUCGAUCAGCUUGGUGUGAUCACGCAGCAUUGUCGUAACGUGCGGGAUCUAGUGAUUCAGAUCUGGGAGGACGACCUGCCCAGACUGGCCGCUCUGCUGUGCCAAAUGCCUCGCUUGGAGACGCUGCACAUCCUGGCAUCGGCAUCAUCCGAAACAAACUUGGGAGAAAGGGAGAUUCAGUGGAUCGCGCAGGUCUGCACCGAUGCCAAUCGAGAACGCCGAGUCCAGCGUCACGCGCAGCACCUUAAAGGUGUGCCUAGCGGGAAGCUGGUGCAAGAAGGGACUGGUCUGCAUCAGAUCGGGUUCCGGAAUCGUGUCUGGCUAGUGGAACGUGCAUUCGGCGCGGCGGAAGGUCCGGCACAAGAUAUACAGCCCGGUCCGACUCCAACAAAUGUGAGUCGCAAUGGUCUCGCCACGGGACAGUCGCCCGACAACGAGGAGCCGAUCCGAGUGACACUCAAGAGGUGGGAUCCUGCCGCAGGCACGUUUCCUGAAGUGCUGCUGGUGGUCAAAUCGUGA
This is a messenger RNA of Pseudozyma hubeiensis SY62, 2103 nucleotides long. RefSeq lists its product as hypothetical. Gene Ontology annotation, molecular function: protein binding. The transcript has a single exon. The coding region runs from base 1 to 2103 and encodes 700 amino acids. The record is from RefSeq and is a predicted model, not a curated record. NCBI's taxonomy places the organism in Eukaryota, Fungi, Basidiomycota, Ustilaginomycetes, Ustilaginales, Ustilaginaceae.